Glarea lozoyensis ATCC 20868 is the source of this 2271-nucleotide messenger RNA. Its product is annotated as P-loop containing nucleoside triphosphate hydrolase. Bases 1 to 2271 code for a protein of 756 amino acids. The transcript has 2 exons. NCBI's taxonomy places the organism in Eukaryota, Fungi, Ascomycota, Leotiomycetes, Helotiales, Helotiaceae. The record is from RefSeq and is a predicted model, not a curated record. Gene Ontology annotation, molecular function: ATP hydrolysis activity; ATP binding.
AUGGAGGCUGAAAUCAAGACUGCCCUACCGAGCAUCGAUCCUGUAGUUCUAGGAUACUCGGUGGGAUAUCUCACUCAUGCGUCAAAUGUUUAUGUACCAGAUACCGAGGCCGUUGGACCGACGCCCAUAGAGGAAGCGGCAGCCUCAAUCACAGCUCUUCUGGUCUCUGCAUCUGGAGACCCAUCGCCUCAGAAUGAAGCAAAGAUUGGUGAGCUUGUGAGAAAAUGGGCUGAAAAGUUCAAUUCUGCUACGAACGGAGAGCACAGGAAUGUCUCAUCCGCCGCCAGACGAUUAGAUCAAGCGAUUCAGGUGGGAGCCCAGAGAAACAUGUCUUCAACCUUGGGUGUAUCUACGGGAGGUGUUGAUCUGGAAUCGGCCAAUACGAGGAAGCUUGAAUCGAAAGUAGACAGGAAAAAGUUAGAGAAAGCCGAAAGAAAGAUCGCUGCCAAGCAAAGCAAGAAGGUGUUCAAGGCCGUCGAGUAUGAAGCUUCGAAAUUGAUCAACCAGACUGAUGAUGCUCAAUCAUACGAAGAAUUCUUCAUGGCUGUCAACCCUCUACAACUAGGUUCAAACGCGCAAGGUCAACAAAAGAGCAAGGAUAUCAAGCUGGAUGGUAUCGAUGUUACUAUUGGUGGCCUGAGAAUCUUGUCAGAUACCACUUUGACUCUGGCCUUUGGAAGAAGAUAUGGUCUGGUUGGUCAGAACGGUAUCGGUAAAUCUACGCUUUUACGUGCUCUGGCUCGAAGAGAGCUUGCCAUUCCUACCCAUAUUUCUAUUCUUCACGUCGAACAAGAGAUUACUGGAGAUGAUACGCCUGCAUUGCAAGCCGUACUGGAUGCAGAUGUUUGGCGGAAACAUUUGCUUGGAGAGCAGGUCAAACUCACAAGGCAGUUGACCGAGCUUGAGGAGCAGCGGUCAUCAAUGGCGGACACAUCUGCUGACGCCCAGAAGCUUGAUCACGAGCGUGAAGGACUUGACCAGACCUUGGGUGAUGUGCAAGCCAAACUUGCUGAGAUGGAAUCCGACAAAGCAGAAUCUAGAGCCGCCACUAUUUUGGCCGGUCUUGGUUUCUCGCCAGAACGCCAACAAUUUGCCACAAAGACAUUCUCUGGAGGUUGGCGUAUGCGUUUGGCUCUUGCAAGAGCACUUUUCUGCGAGCCUGAUCUGCUGUUACUCGAUGAACCUUCCAAUAUGUUGGAUGUUCCCUCCAUCACUUUCCUUGCCAACUAUCUCCAAGGAUAUCCUAGCACCGUGCUGGUCGUAUCUCACGACAGAGCUUUCCUCAACGAGGUCGCGACCGAUAUCAUCCACCAACACUCUGAGCGUCUUGAUUACUACAAGGGCGCCAAUUUCGAGUCCUUCUAUGCUUCUAAAGAGGAACGUCGUAAGACUGCUAAGAGAGAGUACGAGAACCAGAUGGUACAACGUGCUCACUUGCAAGCUUUCAUUGACAAGUUCCGUUACAAUGCCGCCAAAUCUUCCGAAGCACAGUCACGUAUCAAGAAACUGGAAAAGAUGCCUGUUCUUGAAGCGCCAGAGAGCGAGUACACUGUUCACUUCAAAUUCCCUGAUGUUGAAAAGAUGACUCCACCUAUUGUCCAGAUGACGGACGUUACAUUCGGAUACACUCCAGACAAGAUUCUCCUUCGCAAUGUCGAUUUAGACGUGCAACUCGAUUCGCGAAUUGGUAUCGUAGGACCCAACGGUGCUGGUAAAACCACCAUUCUCAAGCUCCUCAUCGGAAAGCUUUCACCCACAUCCGGCUUGAUAUCUCAAAAUCCACGUCUGCGUAUUGGAUUCUUCGCUCAACAUCACGUCGACGCACUUGAUUUGACCACCAGCGCCGUCAGUUUCAUGGCCAAAAACUACCCUGGUAAACAAGACGAAGAAUACCGUCGUCACUUGGGUGCGUUCGGUAUUACUGGUAUGACUGGUUUACAAAAAAUGGAGAUCUUAUCUGGAGGUCAAAAGUCUCGUGUAGCAUUUGCCUGUCUAUCUCUCACCAACCCACAUAUCCUGGUUCUGGACGAACCUUCCAAUCACUUGGAUAUCGAAGCUAUGGAUGCGUUAAGUAGUGCGUUGAACGCUUUCCAGGGUGGUGUAUUGAUGGUUAGUCACGAUGUUACUAUGCUGCAGACUGUGUGUAAGAGCUUGUGGGUUUGUGAUGGGGGAACUGUGGAGAAAUUCCCUGGUGAUGUUGCUGCUUAUAAGAAGCGUAUCCAGGCCCAGGCUGAUGCGGCUGGUACUGCUGGUGUUGUUGCAAAGCAUUAG